Molecule: messenger RNA, 1835 nt
Organism: Mytilus californianus (California mussel)
Lineage: Eukaryota; Metazoa; Mollusca; Bivalvia; Mytilida; Mytilidae
Product: dynein regulatory complex subunit 4-like
Exons: 1
Coding region: 1203-1658 (151 amino acids)
Source: RefSeq, a predicted model, not a curated record
AUGAAUGAAUUCUUUAUUUGCAAAGCAGGGGUUACAUGCUAUAGCAACACAAACAUAUUUACAUUGUGACACACAAUAAACAAUACAAUACAAUACAAAUAGUUUUUUUACGUUAUACCAUUAAUAUUACAAAACAUAACAUAUUAUAGGAAUACAUUAAAUAAUAUAAAAUAUUAAUGCCAUUCUAAAAAGAAUUGUGAGAGAAAGGAUUAAAAAAAAUAAAAAAAUCAUAGAAAUAAAUAUCAAUGUAGAGAGCAGCAGCAGAGAACAAUAUUCAAUAGACAAAUAAUCAACUAAUUAGAUGUGAUCUAAUCUGCCAAGCAGAUUUCAAAUAAUUACACAAUUUUCCAACAAAUGAUCUAGAUUUUGUUUGAUACAAAUACCUAAGUUUUUUUCAUAUUUGGCCACAAACAGUAAUAGUUUGGUAAAAACUGCAGCCGUACAAAUCUAUACACAGGACACACUUAAGUAAAAUGGUACUCAUCUUCAACACUUUUCAUAUUAUAGCAAGUACAUUAUCUGUUUUCUGUUGGUAUAUUUGUAUAUCGCCCAACCAUAACAUUUAACUUUUAGUACCACUACGUAGCUUUGUGAAAAAAUGUGAGUUUUAAUUGUAACCUACGUAAUUCAAAGCAAAAAUAUAAUUUUAUAAUUCUGUACAUAGUAAGUUUCUCACAAUUCAAAACCAGCUUUGAAUAUAUUGAUCUUUUAUUCUAGUUUUUAUUACAUAGUUACAUUUAUCAUAGUGAUGUAACGAAGUCGGUGACCCUAAAUUUUUUUAAUCUUAUUUUGUUCCCAAAAUCAUGAAAUACCUUCACACAAAAUUUGAAGAAAAAGAUCACUGGUGGAACUAAAUAAGCUUGUCUUUUCACAUACUUCGGGUAUAUUAUCCAUACCACGUGGCGUGGAUGUGGUUUACAGAAUAAAUGAUAAUGGAUUAAAAAUUAAAGAAUAUCUAAAAUGGAACAAAAAGAAUAAAGAAUAAAGAACAAUUGGAUGCUCAAACAUAAAAAAAAGAGAAUAAUUGGGAAAAAUAAGAAUAGAGAAAAAAUGGCUAAUAUUUAAAGAAUACAGAACUGAAAACCCCAUCAGCCAGACCGACGUGGACUUUAACAUCCUUUGUUCAAACAACAUUUAAAUAUGCCAGUCACCCGUGAAGGUUUCUAAUAACGAAAUAUUAUGUUUUUUGAAACAUAACAGUAAUGGAUAAUUAUUUAGUUGUUUUGCUACUGUCUGUAGUUAUUUCGAUUGGUGCAUUUUAUGGAAACACUGUUGAGCAAAGAAUAUUCCAAAUAAAAAACGAUUUACUUAAACAUGAAAAAGAAAUAAAGGAAGUGAAAGAAGUGAAUGUAGAAUUGGAAUCGACGAAAAAGGAACUUAAACAAGUGAAAGUAGAAUUGGAGUCGACGAGAAAGGAACUAGCAGAAGUGAAAGUAGAAUUGGAAUCGACGAGAAAGGAACUUAUACAACUACAAGUAGAAUUGGAAUCGUCGAAAAAGGAAGUUAUACAAGUACAAGUACAAUUGGAAUCGACGAGAAAGGAAAUUAUACAACUACAAGUAGAAUUGGAAUCGUCGAAAAAGGAAGUUAUACAAGUACAAAUAGAAUUGGAAUCGUCGAAAAAGGAAGUUAUACAAUUACAAAUAGAAUUGGAAUAGACUAGAAAGGAAGUUAAACAAGUGCAAGUAGAAUUGGAAUCGUCGAGAAAUGCACUUAAUAAAGUGAAGGUAGAUUUAGAUUCGACGAGAGAUCAAAUGAAUAUAUUUCGUAAAGAAAUGAUAGAAAGAGACAAUGCCCGCAGGGAAGAAAUAUACCAAAUUAGAGCAGACGUAAAU